AUGACACAGCAGCGCUACACAUACACGAUUGAACCUUUAGAAGGACGAGAGUUUAUUCAACGAAACUUCGCAACACUUCCACAAAGGGCAUAUAAGUACAGCAAUCGUGCAGUUACUUUAAAUGAGCGUUUCUCAAUUAUCGAAAGAGGAUAUCUUCUUGUUCCAGAUAUAAGCAGUGUCAAUAGAAAAUAUCAAGAAAGAGUAUGCUUGGUACCGCGAAAAAACAAUCAUUAA
Thelazia callipaeda (thelaziosis nematode) is the source of this 234-nucleotide messenger RNA. NCBI's taxonomy places the organism in Eukaryota, Metazoa, Nematoda, Chromadorea, Rhabditida, Thelaziidae. The record is from the annotation of a GenBank genome assembly.